Molecule: messenger RNA, 555 nt
Organism: Strongylus vulgaris
Lineage: Eukaryota; Metazoa; Nematoda; Chromadorea; Rhabditida; Strongylidae
Source: the annotation of a GenBank genome assembly
AUGUCCCAGUUUGACAAUCUUCCAGCCGUUCCUGCUGGAGUUAUCCAACGGGUGACUAUCGAACGGAUGGCUGCGCUUCUACGCGAAGAAUGCGAACAUCUCGAGGCUGACACUUUUGAGAAAGUUGAGGAGGACGAUUUCAAGAGUGAGCUGGAGGAUACCAACGGAAUGUCCCAGUUUGACAAUCUUCCAGCCGUUCCCGCUGGAGUUAAGUGUGGAACUUGCGCGACAAUUAAUUCCAACGACUUGUAUGAGUUAGAUGAUUGCUGGAUGUGUAGGAGUUGCCUAAAGCAAGUAGCCAUAAAUCAGAUCCGAAUCAAAUGCCUACCUAUCCGCUUAACGCUUGUCGUCCCACCCGGAACUACCUCUUAUGACGUUUUGCCGUCUAUCCUUCCUCUCCCGCUCUUCAAUUUUUACACAAAGCUUGCCGCCCUUGAACUAAUUGAACUAUCGAUGGAUGAAGAAACCGAUCUUGGCCAAUGUCCGGGGUGCAACCAAGCGGUCGAAAUCAAUAGACGCAACGCUUGUCGUCCCACCCGGAACUACCUCUUAUGA